AUGCUCGCAGCUCAGAAACAGCGUGAACCACGUGCCAACGCAAUCGCACAACUCGAUGUCAUUCCAACCGUUGUUCCGGCAGACGGGGCCAAAUCAAUCGGCAUCCACAUCCAUCCCCUGACUGCCUCAAUCCUCCCACAAGCCGUUGGUCAAGUCCUCAUCCAAGCCCUCUUCACCGCCUACAUCACCUUCGGCCGCGAACCUCUAGCCCUCUCCAACUCCUUCCACCACAGCGUCUCGUCUCGAUUGCCGAACUUCAACGUCGAGUUCGAGCUGUCAGCCACGGGUAACCAGACGGCGGAUUUCGUGUUGACAAAUAGUCGGAUUGUGGAGACGCUGUCCCUGCUGGGCUUCGAUUACUCGAAUCAGCAAAACGUGAGCAGUAUGGUGGAAUACAAUUUCGAUGUCGUGAUUGAUGUCUGGAUGCAGCCCGAGGUUGUUAUUGCGAGGGGGUCGGUGAAGAAUUUACCACCAGCUAGUGCUCCUGCGGCUACCAUCACGGCCAAGGUUUAG
Molecule: messenger RNA, 513 nt
Organism: Letharia lupina
Lineage: Eukaryota; Fungi; Ascomycota; Lecanoromycetes; Lecanorales; Parmeliaceae
Exons: 3
Coding region: 1-513 (170 amino acids)
Source: RefSeq, a predicted model, not a curated record